AUGUCGAGAGCAGCGGGUCCGGGAAGCAUUGCGGAAGAGCUCCGCGCACGCACUGCUGCGCCGCGCGUCAGUGUGCGGCGAGAUCUCGAGGUGCGCGACUGCCCGCACGCCCCCUUGCACGAUACCAGCGCGCGGCAAGCACCGUGCCGGCGGCCCGCGCGCCCAUGCUGCGCCCGCGCGGGCAAGGCACUCGAGGACUCGAAGCUCGCGCGGAUGCUUGUCGAGCCUCGCUGCGCGAGGCCGCCGGCCAUCGAAGAGCCGCAGGCGUGCAAGAGUUGA
This is a messenger RNA of Trametes versicolor FP-101664 SS1, 279 nucleotides long. RefSeq lists its product as uncharacterized. The record is from RefSeq and is a predicted model, not a curated record. The coding region runs from base 1 to 279 and encodes 92 amino acids. NCBI's taxonomy places the organism in Eukaryota, Fungi, Basidiomycota, Agaricomycetes, Polyporales, Polyporaceae. The transcript is spliced from 3 exons.